This is a messenger RNA of Harpia harpyja (harpy eagle), 4082 nucleotides long. It is a transcript of the gene NKAIN2, whose product is annotated as sodium/potassium transporting ATPase interacting 2. The record is from RefSeq and is a predicted model, not a curated record. Bases 377 to 1003 code for a protein of 208 amino acids. The transcript has 7 exons. NCBI's taxonomy places the organism in Eukaryota, Metazoa, Chordata, Aves, Accipitriformes, Accipitridae. Gene Ontology annotation, biological process: regulation of sodium ion transport.
GCCCGGCUGCUUUGCGAGCGGAGUUGAAAGGGGAGGGGGGGCAAACUUUGCAGCCCAGAUGCCUCUGGGGCUGCUCGGCAGAGCGCGGCUGCUCCUGCAGGCACCUGCCGCCGCCCUUCCCCCGGCUCUGCCGCCCUCCGCGGGGGCGGCCGGCCCCGCCGCCGCCGGGCGCCGAGGCGGCGGGCGCUGCGGCCGCGGCUAGGGGCGGGCGAGUAAGCGGGCGGGCGGGCGAGCGAGCGAACGGGCGAACGAACGGGCGCGCCCCCAUGCGGGUCCCGGGCUGGGGCGCGCCGGCAGGCGGGAGGCGGGCGGCGGCCGGGCGGUGUUCUCCUCCUGCCGCCGCCUGAGGGGACGGCGGAGCGGGACGCCGGGAGCCAUGGGCUAUUGCAGCGGCCGGUGCACGCUGGUGGCGGUGUGCGGCGCGCAGCUGGUUUCUGUGCUCGAGAGGCAGAUAUUUGACUUCCUUGGUUAUCAGUGGGCACCCAUCCUGGCAAAUUUUAUACACAUUAUUAUAGUCAUACUUGGCUUAUUUGGAACUAUCCAGUACAGACCUCGUUACAUAACAGGAUAUGCUGCCUGGCUGGUCCUUUGGGUUACAUGGAAUGUGUUUGUUAUCUGCUUCUAUUUGGAGGCUGGGGACCUUUCAAAGGAAACAGAUCUCAUUCUGACCUUUAAUAUCUCAAUGCAUCGCUCUUGGUGGAUGGAGAAUGGGCCGGGCUGCACCGUGACCUCAGUAACCCCAGCCCCAGACUGGGCACCAGAGGAUCAUCGUUACAUCACUGUCUCGGGGUGUUUUCUUGAAUAUCAGUACAUAGAAGUGGCUCACAGUUCUCUUCAGAUCUUCCUUGCACUGGCGGGCUUCAUCUAUGCCUGUUAUGUUGUGAAAUGUAUUACUGAAGAAGAGGACAGCUUUGAUUUCAUAGGUGGAUUUGACUCUUACGGCUAUCAAGGUCCACAGAAGACAUCUCAUUUACAGCUACAGCCCAUGUAUAUGUCAAAGUAAACAUGGGGACGACUCAACGUGGGCUGGAGGACCUGUCAAAGAAACUGUUUCAGGAUGACCUCCUGGUUCUUCAAACAGCAAAAAAAAUCCAGGUUUUGUGCUAAAAAAAAAAUAAUAUAAAAGCUGAUUGAACAGUGAGACAAGAACACAACGGACACCUUCAGCCCUUCUUUCUAACAGGUACUAAGGGGGGUGCCCCAGACCCCCACCUUGGACCUCCUGCCUCCCAGCACCAGAGGGCCAGAGCAGAGGCAUUGGUGCUAUCUUCUGGCUCUUCCCUACCCUGGCCACCGCCAGCGUCGCCCAUCUGGAUUAAGACAUGGACCCAGCCCAUUCGGAGCUUUCGGAGCCCCCUCCGCACUCCUGGCCCCGUCGAGUCCCCUUAGUCAACACAACACUAAAAAUACCAGGAUGACCUUGCAGCAGAAGUCAAUAGACAGCACGUUGUUUGCCCUGAAGGCUGUACAGUUCAUACUUGCCUUAACCCAACUGCGUUGCACAUCAGAGAAACUCCGUGCAAGCUUUCUGAAGUAACGUCCUUUAGGCUCAACAUGCUGCUGUUAAUUCUGAACGAUUUCUAAGUCAGUGGUUUUCUUCUGUUUGGUUUUGUUUUGUUUUCAUGUCAGGGAAUAAGGCUCUGUUGCUCCACGGCUCCAGAGCGACCAAGUAGAAAACUGCCAGCUGUCUGAGAAGUGCUUUACUUUUGAGGCUCCACAGUGGUCAAGAAACAAACAGUUUAUAAUGGUAAAAAAAAAAAAAAAAAAAAAAAGAAAUGACACCUUUUGGGGGUCAGGGUGGGGAAAGGGGUAACAUAAACUAAUAAAUGAACCUACUGGAAGUAAGCAGCAGAAACAGUGCUUCUUAAUCCCGCUCUUUUUAUUUAUCGCACUGUAGGUGCUUUUAUAGCUAUCUCUAAAUGUCUUUUACUAACUACAGAGACAUCUGCAGAUUUCUAUCAACAAAGGCCAACUGAAUAUGUACUAGCUAUGUUUACUCUUUUAUAUCUAAUUUCAACUGAAAAUUCUCUGUAAGUGAGCUUUUUUUUUCUAAUUGCACCAUAAGGGAUCCAUAUAUUUUAUUUUUUGGUUUCAGUUGGGGAGGGCGGGGAGGGACUAGUUGAGUUGAAGAAAUAUUGGAGACCUUUUUGUGGUAUAUUUGGGGGAUCUGUUGUGUGUUAGAAUGUGUACUUUAUCUUCCUGUAUUAUUGUGGCUGAAAAAAAAAAAAACUGUGCUGUUACGUAGUUGGCAACAAGAUGCCUUUGGGAAUUUUGCUAGUAGGUCAAUGUGUAUAUGAAAUACUCUGAACUCCUAGGAACAUAUGUUUUGUUCUACAUCUGAUCUGUAUUUUUCAGGCACUUAGGUGGCUUUCAUUAGGAAAAACCCAAUAUUUUGCUCAGGCUUUUCAGAAACUUGGAUUGUCAUUGUUUCUUUGCUCAGACCUUGCAUAGGCAAACGCACGCACCUACCACACCUGAGGUGACCGCGUAGCUUUUGAGGGCGAGAGGGAAGGUCGGCACUUGGAAAAGCUCGAGAUGCCCCCCCGAGCGACUCCCUUUCCUCCCACGGCCUGUGCGCUCACGCCACUCAUCCAUCCCUGUACAAACCAGCGCCCUUUGCCGUGUCUGCAUGGAUGUACAGCGUCACAAGCAACAACUCUGGACAAUGACAGAGGAACAGGCGUUCACCAGUGAAAAUAAGAUAUGGGACAUGUUCAGGAACUAUACGUACAUUUAUUCAGUGAGAUUUUUUUAUAUCUAUAUAUAUGUGUAUAUGUAAGUGUAUGUGUGUGUGUGUAUGUCUAUGUAUAUAAAAUACACAGGAAUAACUAUCGGCAGGGGUUGCAUAACCCAGGAAGCAUCCGAUGCGCGGGGCCAAGGGCUCCGGCCCCAGAUCCUCAUAGGGAUUUGCUGCCUCUAUUAGGCACGUCCCCUAGGCCUGAUCCCGUAAAGCAUUCAUCGCUGAUUUGGAUCUCAAAUUUAAAUUUUCGGACUUGGUUACCCAAAAUUCUGAGUUCAUUCUGGGUGGAGCUGCUUUUCACCCCCUGGAAAAUCAUGCAACUUCCAAGUGCCAGGCUGAAAUUUCCCAUAACUUAAAAACUUUGGAAAGUUUCUACUUUUAUGUAGGAUUAAAUACAGCAGAUGCAUAGUAUUAAACACAAUGUAGAAGUUUAAAUGGAAUGAAAAUGUCAUAACAGGGCAUUUUAGCUUUCCCUGUAUACCGGUUAAUCAAAAUCACAUUUCUAUAAAAAUCAUUUUUUAACGUGAAAAGCAAGCGGCUUAGGCACCUAAGCAGCAAUCCAAUUUUCAGAAGAUAAUUUUUCAUACCUUUCAGUGAUUUCCCAUGGAACCGCGGCUACUGGUAGUUAGCAAUUUUAGAAGUCAGACAAUUUAAUGAAGUGUCUACACAUAGCUUUUAGGCCUGAUUUUAAUUUAGAAAAUUUUGGCCUUAAUUUCUCUGUGUCUUAGUCUUCCCAUCUACAAAAUGGGAAUAACAUGUGCCUCGCAGGUUUUUUGUGAGGUCUGAAUUGUUAAUGUUUGUAAAGUGCUUAGGAAAUAGGAAGCACAUCUAACUAUUAAGGAUUAUAUUAUAAAUGUGUAUUCAUAUAUUACAUAUAGAGUAGAUAUACACACACUCACAUACACACAGUAUACAUAUAUGUACACAUACACACCUAUAUGAAGUUGGUAUUCAUAACCCUGCUUAAGUUGCAGUUAAAGCACCACCAUUAAAAAGAAAUUGGGACUGUUGACUACUAAAUUAAAUGAUUAGUGGACAGAUCUUUUCUGGAAGCAGUUUAGAGCACAGUAAUGUGAGAAUAUCUGGAUGACAUUUUUGAUUUGUACAGCUGUAUCCUCCUCAAAAUCCAGUAAAGAAUGUUAUUUUUCUAGGCUGGGCUUUUGUUAUAAACUUAAAUAUUCAGAAGGCAAGAGGUACAAUCCAAAUGUGUCUUUUUUUUUUUCUUUUCUUUUUGGCAUUUGUUAAUUCUGAAUGUAUUUUUAACAAAAGUGAUUUUUUUGACUUACUAGUGUAAUUUGCAUUUAAAAAAAAAUAAAUGGAAAAAAUAUAGGUUUCCAAGCUA